CUACGGAAGCCGGUGGGCGGUGAGAGGCGGGGUUUUAGUGUGGAGGUCAGUGCUUCGCAGUCGCUGUCAGUGAGUGAUGCAACGUGGGUUACCCACAUGGCCACCCCCUCCACCAGCCCCGCUCUGCCCGCUCCUCCGGCCGGCAAUGUACUCAGCCAGGUGUUCAGACAUGUCCGCUAUGAGAACCUGGCGGCCGGCCUGAGCGGGGGGGUCAUCUCUACCCUGGUACUGCACCCCCUGGACCUGGUCAAGAUCAGAUUCGCAGUUAGCGACGGCUUGGCGUUGCGACCCCAAUACAAUGGCAUCUUCCAUUGUUUCGCCACAGUGUGGAAGCGGGAAGGUCUGCGUGGACUGUAUCAGGGGGUCACUCCUAAUAUGUGGGGAGCUGGAGCAUCCUGGGGCCUUUACUUUCUAUUCUAUAAUACCAUCAAAGCUUAUAAGAAGGAAGGGAGAGUUGAAAAUCUCAGUGCGACGGAGCAUCUCUUGUCAGCUGCCGGAGCAGGUGCCUUAACUCUGUGUUUAACAAACCCAAUAUGGGUUACCAAGACCCGUCUUGUACUUCAGUAUGAUGCUGGCCUCGAUUCAUCAAAGCGAGAGUACAGAGGAAUGUUUCAUGCUCUUCGUAAAAUUUACAGGCAUGAGGGCAUACCUGGACUAUAUAAGGGUUUCGUACCAGGCUUAUUUGGAACCUCUCAUGGUGCCCUUCAGUUCAUGGCAUAUGAAGAGCUAAAACUUGAGUACAACAAGUACCUGAAUCGCCCAUGCGACACUAAACUGAACACAGUGGAAUAUAUAACCAUGGCUGCACUGUCUAAAAUAUUUGCUGUCACGAUGACAUACCCUUAUCAAGUGGUUCGCACCCGGCUACAAGAUCAGCACAAUAAGUACAACGGAGUCAUGGAUGUAAUAAGCAGGACGUGGAGGAAAGAAGGAGUUCAUGGAUUUUACAAAGGACUCGUUCCCAACAUACUUAAAGUCACGCCGGCUUGCUGCAUAACAUUCGUGGUGUUUGAGAAAGUGUCGCAUUUCCUCUUUGACUUGAGAAAACCUAAAGAGUGAAACAAAAGCUUCUUUCAACGCACUUUAAACUGAUAUCACCUGACCUGCUGUAAAGCGUCACUUGUGGAAGUUGAGCCAGAAAGAACAUAUUUUGAGGAUGUCCCAGACUGAAAAAAGACUUGAAUGGUUCUUCUGUUUUAAAUUUAACUCACAAUUUAAAGGGAACCUCUAGACUAAAACAAUAGUUCUGUUUUAUUUAUUUUUUUCUUUUCUGUUUGGUGUAAUGCUUUAAAUUUGAAUUUGUAAGUUAAAUAAUAAUUUUAUUUUCAAUUAAUUAUUGAGGAUAUUUUUAUACAUUUCAGUUCUUUUAACUACUUUGCAUACCUUGAAGUUUACAAGUAGCUUUGAAUGUAAAUUUCAAGGCAAUGGAUAUGCUGGCCGUUUUGUGUUCAGCCCAUUGCCAAUAAACCUAUGCAUUGUUUAUUUAGUACUGCA
Pelobates fuscus (common spadefoot toad) is the source of this 1494-nucleotide messenger RNA. It is a transcript of the gene SLC25A32, whose product is annotated as solute carrier family 25 member 32. Gene Ontology annotation, molecular function: folic acid transmembrane transporter activity; FAD transmembrane transporter activity. The record is from RefSeq and is a predicted model, not a curated record. Gene Ontology annotation, cellular component: mitochondrion. Gene Ontology annotation, biological process: folate import into mitochondrion; nucleotide transport. Lineage: Eukaryota; Metazoa; Chordata; Amphibia; Anura; Pelobatidae. The coding region runs from base 97 to 1059 and encodes 320 amino acids. The transcript has 7 exons.